CUUUUUCUGCAUAACAUUUCACACUGUGACAGAGCCUGUGUGUGUGUGAGAGAGAAGAAUGGAGAAGUCCAGAAAAAAAUUUGCUGAUAUCAUAGAUAGGGCAAUGGUUGCUGCUAACACAAUGGAUCGCGACGAGCUGCUUUUUUCUUACAAGGGGAUUCUCUACCCUGCUACUUUUUGCAGUCCUGAAGUAUUCAGAGCCAUGGAGUCCCUUGAAGCCAGAAGUGAUGAUAUCAUUUUGGCAGGAUACCCUAAAUCUGGCACAAACUGGGUGGGUCAAAUCUUAAAUGAUCUGGUGGCCAUAUUUGAAAAGAAAACACAGAAUAAAGAAAGCAGCAUGAAUGAUGAAGAACUAGAAGAAUUCCCCUACCUGGAAAUUGGAGAUACUGAGAAGUUUGAGCGAAUGAACAAAUUACCUUCUCGAAGGGUUAUAUUUACUCAUCUCCUUCCUGAAAAUCUUCCCAGCUCUAUCUUCAAACGUAAAGCCAAGAUAUUGCUGCUCAUUCGCAAUCCAAAAGAUGUAGCUACAUCUUUCUACCAUUUCUCCAAUGCCAUGUCUCCUCUUCCCUCCUACGAGACCUGGGAUGAUUUCUUUGUAGCUUUCAUGACAAAGAAAAUGCCCUGGGGAUGCUACUUUGAAUACAUCUCCAAAUGGAACAAAUAUGCUGAUGAUGAAAAUGUUAUGACAAUAACUUAUGAAGAGCUAAAAGAGCAUCCGGUCCUGACUGUGAAAAACAUAGCUGCUUUCUUUGGGUUUUCCCUGACUGAAAAAGAGCUUCAGAUUGUGGUAGAGAGGAGCAGCUUCCAGUCAAUGAAGAAGAACUCGCAGAAGACCCACGGGGCAUUUGGCAAUCUUCUCUUUCGCAAAGGUGCUGUAAGUGACUGGAAGAAUCUUUUCAGUGAAGAUCAGAAUGAGAAAAUGGACAAAGCAUUUGAAGAACAUAUAGGAAGAACUAAACUGGGAAGAAAGUUAAAGUAUGAAGUGUACUGUAAAGCCUGAAGAGUCACGAAAAGUGGUUAGAGCAAGAGCUUUCCAAUUCGCUCUGAGAUCAUCUGAAUGCUAUACACUAGAAAACUAGAUCAAAUGAUCCAAGCACCUUAGAAUUACUGUAAUAAUCACAUUGCAGCGGACUUUACAGUGACUAUGAUGAAUAGUGGGCUUUUGUUUUAAAGGUGAGAUCUUGGCUUGCUUUGGCUACAUUCAUUUGCUGAAUAAGAUGGCAACUAGCCAUAUUCAGAUAAACUUAACAGCCUUGUUUCAGUAGCUAUCAUCUGGAAGGAAAUGCCCCUUUUCUCUUUCUAGCCAAACACAGUCUUUCUAGACUACUUAUUAUUUAGUAUGUAGAUUUUUUUUUCAAAAAUGUUUCAAAUUGGGCAACAUAUUCACAGAAAAGAUCACUAGCAAAAAUAUGGAUCUGACACAACCUUAAUUAAUGACAAAGGGUGUCUUCCCCAUGACUUCAGCACAAACUGGAUCAAAGCUAGAGGGAGGACAAUGAAAGGGAAUGGGGAUCAGCAUUCUUAGGCAUUUUAAUCUCUCCGAAUGCAGAAUUUCAAGAUGGAUUUCAGAUUACAGGCUCACGUUAGCAGGCAAGAUCCACUCAGAGGCAUUGCUUUUAUAGAAUUAUAGAACAGCCCAGGAUGGAAGGGACUUCAAAAGACCAUCUGGUCCAACCUUUCAUGGGAAAGGGGGCCUAAAUGAGAUUAUUGCGUCUUGAAAACCUCCAGUGAUGAGGACUCUACCACGUCCCUGGGGAGGUUGUUCCAGUGAAUGAUUGUUCUCACUGUAAAGAAUUUAUUUCUUAUAUUGAGAUGAAACCUCCCGGUACAACUUGUACCCAUUGUCUGUUGCCAUCUCAAUGUGGCUCCUUGUGAACAGAGAGCCUCUGUCCUCUUUGUAGAUGCCCUUUAAGUACUGGAAUACUGUGAUGAGGUCCUCCCUGAGCCUUCUUAUCUUUGCGACCCUCCUUUUGACCCCCCUCCAGUCUGUCUGUGUGUUUCUUGAAUUGUGAUGACCAGAACUGGACACAGUACUCCAGGUGUGGCCUGAGAAGUGCUGAGUUAUAGAAUCAUAGAAUCAUAGAAUCGUUUAAGUUGGAAAAGACCUUUAAGAUCAUCAAAUCCAACCGUUAACCUAGCACUACCAAGGACAGCACUAAACCAUGUCCGUAAGCACCACAUUCACAUGUCUUUUAAAUACCUCCAGGAAUGGUGACUCCACCACUUCCCUGGGCAGCCUGUUCCAGUGCUUGACAACCCUUUUGGUGAAGAAAUUUUUCUUAAUAUCCAAUCUAAACCUCCCCUGGUGCAACUUGAGGCCAUUUCCUCUUGUCCUAUCGCUUGUUACUUGGGAGAAGAGACCAGUACCCACCUCACUACAACCUCCUUUCAGAUGGUUGUAGAGAGCGAUGAGGUCUCCCCUCAGCCUCCUUUUCUCCAGGCUAAACAACCCCAGUUCCCUCAGCCGCUCCUCAUAAGACUUGUGCUCCAGGCCCCUCACCAGCUUUCCUGUAUUGCACGUCUCUGUUGGCGUGACCUGUGGAGAUACCUAUUUCUCCAUCUCAGUACUCUUUAUCUUUCAAAAAGGCAUCAGCCAGAAUACCAGUAACUCCCCCAUCAAGAACAAUUUCACUCAAAGAUUAAAUUAUGGACAUUGGUAGGGAGAAAUAGAGCUGAAGUCAUACAGGUAGAAUUUGAUUCGCAUUAAUGCAGAAUCUAGGUAUUAGGGCUUCAUAUGCAAGUAACCCUCCUGUAGGAUUUGGUGAAGUAAAAAUCUCAAAUGUGAGUGUUUAAUCAUGAGAAGUAUGGCUUAGGAGGUAGUUGUCCUUACCUCUGGACAUAUUGCCUGAAGUGAUGAUGUUACAGUGACCGGCUACAGGAUAGAGCCACUGCCUGGAAUGAAGUUGCACCCUUGGAUGUGUAUCCAUUAGCAGAGUCAAGAGCAAUCUCGGCUGAGAUCCACUGUCCACUACAUGUUGGUUGUCCAGUUUGCAAAUUGCACUGCAUUGCUCACCAAUUAAAAAUAUUUCAGAGAAUAUCUUUUAUAGGUCUUUCUUUGCUUUCUUUUAACAUUCUGGAUGCUACUAGUUGUUGCCCCAGUAGAUUCCUGUUCCUAGUAUCAGCUGCAACAAAGACUCUAUGUCACUAUUGUCA
Molecule: messenger RNA, 3153 nt
Organism: Harpia harpyja (harpy eagle)
Lineage: Eukaryota; Metazoa; Chordata; Aves; Accipitriformes; Accipitridae
Product: sulfotransferase 6B1-like
Exons: 7
Coding region: 59-1000 (313 amino acids)
Biological process (GO): sulfation
Cellular component (GO): cytoplasm
Molecular function (GO): sulfotransferase activity
Source: RefSeq, a predicted model, not a curated record